CGGAGGUAAUGGAGGCAUCAUUGUUGGAUCGUGCCUUGAGCGAAGCGAGUAAAGCGUAGAAAUGCAGGAACAAAAGCGUCGAUUGACGUCAAGUCUUGUUGUAUUCAUACUUACAUCUAGCAACUACAUGCCAAUUCCAGCAUUCGACGAAUCACCGAAUCUACGCCAGCAUCAAAUCAUCCUUCAACUCUACAUUCGCAGACAAAACUAUUGAAGUCUCGCGAUCCUUAAUUCACACUACAUCAAGAUGUCAGGCAAGAACCAACAAGGAAAGAUGGACGUCACUCAAAAGAACGUCCUCAACGCGCCCCUCCACAAGCACUCUGCCGAAGCCAAAACCCCCUCGAACCUCCCCUCCACCAUCAACGCCGGAAUGUGCACAAGCAGCAAUCCCAUCGCCGCCAUCCUCACCAACAGCUUCCUAGACUUCUCCACCUCAAACGGUACCGACCUGCGAAAAGCCGGUGUGGGACCAGGCCAACGGUUCUGCCUCGAGGCUUCAACGUGGAAGAGCGCUGCGGAUAAGGGUAUUGGAGAGGUCCCAAAGGUUAAACUUGAGUCAACGCAUGAGAGCGCGUUGAAGAGUGUGGGUUUGGAUACGCUGAAAAAGUGGGCGGCGGAGCAGGAGAAUCAAGGGCAGGUUGUAUGGCCUGGUCAGGGCAAGGGGGGGUUUGUCAGGGAGAGUGAUCAGAUUGGUGGGAAAGAACCCAGGGCAUAAAGCAAGCGUUGUGAGUCGCUGGUCAAGAUGAUUCGGGUGAAGAGAUAGUAUUGUACAAUAUUCUUAGAGGAGAACAAAAACAAACAGAU
Alternaria rosae is the source of this 807-nucleotide messenger RNA. RefSeq lists its product as uncharacterized. The record is from RefSeq and is a predicted model, not a curated record. The coding region runs from base 248 to 718 and encodes 156 amino acids. NCBI's taxonomy places the organism in Eukaryota, Fungi, Ascomycota, Dothideomycetes, Pleosporales, Pleosporaceae. The transcript has 2 exons.